UUUAAAUAUGAGGCUUAAGCUGAAACGUGAGGAACGAAAAAUCCACGAAGACAUCUGCUCGGCUGUCUGCUGGAACUCAGAGAACGAGCUCUACUCAGUCAGUGACGACAUGACCGUCCAGAUCUGGGACAUCACAGGCGAAAAUAAAGGCAAAGCUAUUGAGAUAGACGUCCCGGUUAUUGAUUUCGACUGGAUUAUCUCGAAUAAAAGAGCAGGCGAGCUCCUUGCAAUGGCAUGCUCUGACGGAUCCAUCCUGUUUGCCAGCCAUAAUAAGAAAAUUGAAGGAAGAGUCGAGAAAGCACAUAAAGGAGCCGUUAUCUCAGUCAAGUGGAAUUAUGAAGGCGCUGCACUUGCUUCUACAGGCGAAGAUGGCCAUGUUAAGAUUUGGGCCAGGAAUGGGGAUCUGAGAUCGCAACUGGUCAAUUCUUCAAAACCUAUCUAUUGUGUGGCUUGGAGUCCAGAUAAUAAUAAUAUUCUAUACGCUUCAGAGAGUAAGUUGACUGUGAUUCCAACUCAGCCUGGAAAGAAGCCAACAUCGUGGAAGUCCCAUGAUGGAAUCGUACUGUGUUGUGACUGGAGUCAGUCUACUAAUCUUAUUGUCUCUGGAGGUGAAGACAGGAAAUACAGAGUCUGGGACUCCUACGGUAGACAAUUAUUCACAAGCGGAGCUUACGAUUAUGUAAUCACCAGUGUGAAAUGGUCGCCAAAUGGAGAAUUCUUUGCUGUCGGAUCUUUUGAAAUGAUUCGGUUGUGUGAUAAAUCAGGAUGGAGCUAUUCCUUCAAUAAGCAUGAAGGUGGAUCCCUUAUGAAGCUCUCUUGGGAUAGAUAUGGUAAUGUAGUUGCUGGAGCAGGAGGAAAUGGAUAUGUUGUCUUUGGAAAUAUCAUUGAUAGACACCUCACUUGGGGAAAUAUCGAAGUCGAUCUUGACGAAAAUAAUAAAAUCACAGUUAAUGAUUACGUUAAUGAAGUCUCUGAAGAAUUGGACUUUAGCGAAAAGGUAAUUAAUUUGAAUUUGAGACACAACCAUCUUAUUGUAUCUACUGCUCCUCAGGUAUAUAUUUACAAUCUGGGUCAUCUUUCUUCCCCAUACAUUAUCGAUGUGAAGGAGCCAAUCAACUCUGUUGUGCAGGGUGCAAAAUAUGUAGUUUUGAUUGAUGCUUCCCAAAAUAUCCAUGUCUAUGAUUAUGAAGGAAAGCAUAUCUCUUCACCCAAAUUCCAAGGGAUGAAGGUUGAAUCCAUCAGCUCAGAUGUAAUUGCCCUGCUUGAUAAGAAUAACCCAAAGCUUAUCAGACUCUUUGAUGUAAUGAGUGGCAAACCAUUGAAUUCAAAUAUCGAGAAUUCGAAUGAAAUCGUUAGCCUUCAACUCAACCAGACUGAAAUGGUAAAUGAAAGAAAGUUGUGCUUUGUCGAUUCGAAUAGAGACAUGUUCUUGACAAUGGUACACAAGCCAGAUGUUAUCAAGAUUGCCACCAUGGUUGAUAGCUUCCAAUGGAAUGAUAACAAUGACAUGCUCUCUUGUCUUUCCGAUGGAAAAUUGAUCACCUGGUUCUACCCAAACGCAAUCUAUGUAGAUAAGGAUCUGAUGGACCAAGCCAGAUCAGUAAAAGCUGCUUCUGAUGUGGGUAAACUUCCUCAGAUAGUAAACUUUACAGGAAGUAUGGUGUCUGUCAGACAGCUAGACGGAACACUUGCUUGCUUGUCAGUUCCUCCAUUUGCUAAGAUAAUGUAUGAGCACAUUGAUAGUGCUGACUUUGAUAAAUCCAUCAAGCUCUGCAGAUUUGUCAAUGAUAAACCUUUAUGGGCUUGACUCGCUGCUAUGAGCUUGUACUGCAGAGAACUCGACACUGCUGAGAUUGCUCUUGCCUCUAUCGAUGAAGUGGAUAAAGUGCAAUUUGUUAACUAUAUUAAGGAACUUCCAAGUGAGGCUUCAAGGAACUCAGCCUUGGCUCUGUACUGUAAAAAGAUAAAUGAAGCUGAGCAGAUCUUGAUUCAAGCUAAGUUAUAUUACAGAGCUAUUAAAAUGAACAUCAAACUUUUCAGAUGGGACAGAGCUUUAGAUUUAGCCAUCAAGUACAAGACACAUGUUGACACAGUCCUUGCCUUCAGACAGAAAUACCUCGAAGACUGCAAGAAGGAAGAAGAUAAUGAGAGAUUCAAGGAAUAUAUGGGUGAAGUCCAAAUUGACUGGGAGACAAUAAGAGCCAAGAUCGAGUCUGAUAAAGCUAAAGAGGAAUCAGGAUAAUCAGUUUUCUUAAUUCACUCAAUAUUCAUAAUUUGUU
Molecule: messenger RNA, 2279 nt
Organism: Moneuplotes crassus
Lineage: Eukaryota; Ciliophora; Spirotrichea; Euplotida; Euplotidae
Source: the annotation of a GenBank genome assembly